GGCUCGCGCAGCCGCAUGACGACACGGUCCGGCCCCCGCCACGUGACGGCCGCGCGCCGGACUCCGGCUGGUGUUGGGCUGGCGCCGCAGAGGCCGGUGAGGAGCCGGCGGCCACGCUGCGGAGGGCGCGGGGCGAGGGCGCGGGGCGUCGGGGCGCGCGCGCAUGGAGGCGGCGCCGGUAGCCGCCUGAGGGCAGCGGGGCGAGCCGAGCGGGCCUUCUUGCGCAUCCCUCGAGCCACCUCGCGUUCGCGGCACCCGGCGGCGGCGGGCCGCGGAGCCGGCGCGGCCAUGGCGACGGGCACUCAGCAGAAGGAGAACACGCUGCUUCACCUCUUCGCCGGCGGGUGUGGGGGCACGGUUGGUGCUAUUUUCACUUGUCCACUAGAAGUCAUUAAGACACGGUUGCAGUCUUCAAGAUUAGCUCUUCGGACAGUCUAUUAUCCUCAGGUUCAUCUGGGGACCAUUAGUGGAGCUGGGGUGGUGAGACCAACAUCCGUGACACCUGGACUCUUCCAAGUUCUGAAGUCAAUCUUGGAGAAGGAGGGACCAAAGUCACUUUUUAGAGGCUUGGGUCCAAAUUUGGUUGGAGUUGCGCCAUCAAGGGCUGUGUACUUUGCGUGUUACUCCAAAGCCAAAGAGCAGUUCAAUGGCAUUUUUGUGCCUAACAGCAACCUUGUGCACAUUCUCUCAGCUGGCUCCGCAGCUUUUGUCACAAAUACCUUAAUGAAUCCUAUAUGGAUGGUUAAAACCCGGAUGCAGCUAGAACGGAAAGUGAGAGGCUGCAAGCAGACGAACACGCUGCAGUGCGCGCGCCACGUUUACCAGACCGAAGGCAUCCGUGGCUUCUACAGGGGAUUAACGGCCUCGUACGCUGGUAUUUCCGAAACGAUCAUCUGUUUUGCUAUUUAUGAAAGUUUGAAGAAGUAUCUGAAAGAAGCUCCACUCGCCGCCUCCACAAAUGGGACUGAGAAAAAUUCCACAAGUUUCUUUGCACUUAUGGCAGCUGCUGCGAUUUCUAAGGGAUGUGCUUCCUGCAUCGCUUAUCCACAUGAAGUCAUAAGGACACGGCUCCGGGAGGAAGGCACCAAGUACAAGUCUUUUGUCCAGACCGCUCGGCUGGUCUUCCGGGAAGAAGGUUACCUUGCCUUUUACAGAGGACUCUUUGCUCAGCUCAUCCGGCAGAUACCAAAUACUGCCAUUGUGUUGUCGACCUACGAGUUAAUUGUGUACCUGUUAGAAGACCGUACCCAGUAACAGGCCAGAAAAUUGUGCUCUAGAAUAAAAUUGAAAAACUCUAGAGAAAUUUUUUUUCCAUUGAUGUUUAGAGUGUAUGAGACUAAAAUAAAACAGGAAAGGCCAUAAAAUAUGUGGCCUGUAUCACCCAUUGGACAUUUCCUUUUGGAUUCAUGUUUUCUGGAAGGUUUAAAUUCAUUAACUUUAAUAGUUAAUUAUAACUUUUGUUUUUUUUAACUUGAGAGGAUUCAGCAUUAAGCAGCAGCUAAAUUAAAUCACGCUACUUAAUUUAAGUAUAAAUUUGGUUUGUGUCCUCUUUUAUUCUCACUGUGCUAUAAACUUCCUGUAAAUACAUCAGUGAAACAUGACCCUAGAAAUGCAGAGAAAACCCACAAAAUCAAAAUACAACUUGUUGUUUCAUCUGACACUGCACUGCUGAACAGGUAAGAUGUGUCACAUUUUGGUGGCACUGGGUGGACCAGGAAAGACUUCUAGCCAUUUUUCUUAUCUGUACAUUUCCAAGUCUCAUGCAAGUUAAAAAUUUAAGCCUUCAGGCUGCUGAGUUUAAAAAGUACAACUUUCUGAUGCUAAAUAUUUUGAACUGUAAACAUUUUUCUAAAGUUAUCUUUUGUUCCAAGUUUGAACCAAAGACAGGAGUUUUAAUGAAAUGUUCACCAGUUGUCUUACUCCUGGACCUAUUUCCAGAAAUUAAGCCUGGUCAAGCCCAGGUACCUUGUAAGUGUCAGCUGUGAAUGUGGAGUAGGGUGAAUAAUAGACCUUUCCUGUCAAGGUCUUUAACCCUGCUCUUGGGUCCCUGGCACUGGCAGAGAGGGUUGUGACGGGUUGACCGCCCACCUCCCAGUUCACUUUUGUUCUCACAGGAGGUGUGUUUAAAUACCCUAGUUCAAAAACAAACAAACAAACCUAGGAAUGACAAAUGACCAGAAUUUUAGCCACACCCCAGCACUACCCACUUUUAAAGGAAAUUUAGUAAGGGACGGAAGGCAGGUAAGUGAGAUGGCUUUCCCUUAGCUCUUCCACUGGAAUUUGCUUAGUGUCCGUUGAGGUUAGUUUUCAGUCUGAACAUCUAGAAAGAUACUGGAUUCUAGUAACUGAUGCAUUGUAGUGUCAGAUUCAGAGGCACUGGUGGGGAUGAGAGUAGGAUAUUUUCAAAUUGUAUUUAAAAUGGAGUUUAAUUUUGCUCACCUUUAGGCAUGAAGGUUAGUUGGUGUGCUUGAGCUCACUGGCAGAAUUUGCUUCAACUGUCCACAGCUGUGUAGAAGUCCAAAUAAAUCAUUUUAGUCAAGCAUCAGUGCUUGUAAACCACAUGGCAGCCAAGAGAUUGCUAUUCCAGGAGCUCAGUUUAACUGUUUGAUAGGAUAACUGUUAGCAACAUCUUCCUAUUUUAGUAUUUAUAUUAAAACCUGAAUUUUUCCUCAAGAUCUGAAGGUUUAAAAAUUAGGUUGCUUAAUAUUCUCGAAUUUGGAGUGAGAAUUAUUGGAAAAUAAUUUUCAUUUCUGCAUUCUUGAAUUAAUAAAUUUGAUGCUGACCUAG
Mustela lutreola (European mink) is the source of this 2787-nucleotide messenger RNA. It is a transcript of the gene SLC25A33, whose product is annotated as solute carrier family 25 member 33. Gene Ontology annotation, cellular component: mitochondrion. Gene Ontology annotation, biological process: pyrimidine nucleotide import into mitochondrion. The record is from RefSeq and is a predicted model, not a curated record. The transcript has 7 exons. The coding region runs from base 16 to 1254 and encodes 412 amino acids. Gene Ontology annotation, molecular function: pyrimidine nucleotide transmembrane transporter activity. NCBI's taxonomy places the organism in Eukaryota, Metazoa, Chordata, Mammalia, Carnivora, Mustelidae.